Molecule: messenger RNA, 651 nt
Organism: Trichoderma citrinoviride
Lineage: Eukaryota; Fungi; Ascomycota; Sordariomycetes; Hypocreales; Hypocreaceae
Exons: 5
Coding region: 1-651 (216 amino acids)
Source: RefSeq, a predicted model, not a curated record
AUGGCCACGAUCUGUCAUGACAAUUUGCCGUUCCAAGCCCAAGUGAACAAACGAACCGCUUUUUCCUUCUCCAACGCCACCGCGGGGGAGGAGCUUGGAUCGACAACAGGAGUCCAGGAUCCCGAGGCCGAGCUGGAGACGGACAUGGGCCAAUCCUCAACGAUGGAAUCUCAGCUCUACAAGCUCGCGCACCUCCCACGAGAGAAUCACUUUCAGAGCCGAGGAUUUCUUGUUUCUACAAAGUACUUGGGAAUCAGGCCAUGCAAUACCGAAAGACGAAGAAAGAAGAAGAAGAAGAAGCGGUUACACAGAAACCAGACUUCAUCUUGGAUCUCUGAUCGGCGGACGGAGCGAAACCCACAAAGCGCAGCAUGGACAUCAUUGAAGGGCACGGCAGAGGGAACGACGAAGCUGGAGCUGGAGCUGAAGCUGAAGCUAGAUCCGUCCACCGUCCACUCCAUCUCUUUGUCCUGCUCGUACGAAGUGCAUACCGGUGCUCGUACGAGUUAUAGCAGCACCAGUACGUACAGGUACUCGACGAGCACGAAGUUCGAGCACCACUUCUACUACUGGAAACUCCGGGGCAUGUGGCAGGGCCACCCAUUUCCCCAGCCGUUGAACAAGAUUUCCGGCUGGGGGUGUGUGCCUUGA